AGAACCAAUCUUUUUGCCUUUGUUGGGGCUCGAGUUUGGUUGAAUUUUCCCAUGAAUCCUGAGGAGUGGACUUCAGACUGUCAAGCUAGGGGAGAAAUUCCUCCAUUCACAAUGUUUAAUGUUUUUUUUUUGGUCUGGUAAUAAAUUUCAUAAUUUUACUUCAUAAAUGUUGAAAAGAUUAUUGAAAAAUAAAAGAUGGUGAGCUAGAAUUCUUCAAGAAAAAUGAAUUCCGUAUAGAACUUAGGGAGUAUUAAAAACUUACCAUGGCGAUGAGAUAACGAUCUUUCUGCCAUGGCGCUGGUAGUUACUACCCCUGUCAAUCUCCGCAGAUUGCACCCGCUUCAUUUCAACCUCCGCACAACUCCUCCCCGCCUUCAAACCCUCCGUCCCCAAUUCCGUCAGAGCGGCGGUCGCAGGUUUCGUUGCCGGAUAUUUUGCCAGACGAACCCUAAUCGUAAUCCGGCGGAGUGCUGUCAAACAUCUGAAUCUGCAGAAAAGGAACAAGAAGAGCUUUGUACAGAGCCUGGUUCCUCUAGCAAUGGUGUUGCCAGCAGUGAAGUUCCAGGUUCCUCCAAAGACACUGGUGGGCUUCUUGCAUAUCCUGACAGAAAUUUCAAUAGGAGGGUAGCACUGAUAUCUGGAUUUGGAGCAGUGGCACUUUUUCUGUCACGGCGACUCGAUUUAGGCGUCUCUUUAAAAGAUCUAUCUGCUGCUGCUAUGCCUUUUGAGCAGGCCCUUUCAAAUGGGAAGCCUACUGUGGUUGAGUUCUACGCAGAUUGGUGUGAAGUUUGUAAGGAAUUAGCUCGAGACGUGUACACAGCUGAACAGCAAUACAAGGACAAAGUGAAUUUCGUAAUGCUGAAUGUGGACAACACAAAGUGGGAACAAGAGCUUGAUGAGUUUGGAGUUGAAGGCAUCCCUCAUUUUGCAUUCCUCGACAAGGACGGGAACGAGCAGGGUAAUGUUGUCGGUCACCUUCCAAUGCGGUACUUACUCGAGAAUGUGGAAUCCCUAGCCCGGGGAGAAACGUCCGUACCCCACACGAAUAUGGUGGGGCCAUACUCGAGUGCGGGAUCCCGAGUGGUCCAUCAAGUGGUCAGUCCUAGAAGUCAUCAUUCAUAGUUUAGUUGACAAAGCAUUUGUGUAAGUAGGUUUUUUUUCUUUCAGAAUACAAUUGUUUAGUUAGUAGUAGUAACUUUUUGAGUAUAUACUGUUCCCAUCGCAAAAGACUUUACUCAACUUGAAUUUCACAGGGUUUAAGAAAAAUAUUAAAAAAUGAAAGAUAUAUUGUUGG
Messenger RNA from Cuscuta campestris, 1294 nucleotides. Lineage: Eukaryota; Viridiplantae; Streptophyta; Magnoliopsida; Solanales; Convolvulaceae. The record is from the annotation of a GenBank genome assembly.